This is a messenger RNA of Metopolophium dirhodum (rose-grain aphid), 720 nucleotides long. RefSeq lists its product as uncharacterized. Lineage: Eukaryota; Metazoa; Arthropoda; Insecta; Hemiptera; Aphididae. The record is from RefSeq and is a predicted model, not a curated record. The transcript has 3 exons. The coding region runs from base 1 to 720 and encodes 239 amino acids.
AUGGGAUGUUAUGGCAACAGAUGUCAACGAAUUGUUGAAAAGCAACUAGUAGUUACUGAAAAGUCUGAACUUAUUAUAUAUGUACUCAACGUACAGCUCUCUGUUGAAGAAAUAGAAAUGUUUUAUCCUACUUCAUCUGUUACUUUAACAAAGCCCACCAUUUUAGAUAUUGAAAAAAUAAUAAGUACCCUUGAUAAAGCGUAUGUAUGUUAUGGUGCAGCCUUGGUUUCUGACUUUCCAAAUGUAAAACCAUCUUUUGGAUUUCAAUAUACCAUGAGCAAUGGUUAUUGGAAACAUUCAAACUGUAAAAAAAUAUCAAUUGAAAAUAGUGGUAUGUGUUCAUGGUGUCAACACCUAUAUUUUUCAUUGAAAAGAAAAUACAAGAGGUUAAUGGAUGGAGACAAAAUAAACAUAUUUUUCUCACCAUCUAAGUUAAAACCCCUAAAUAAACUAAGACAUACCAAGAGGAUAGUGAGACAAAAGGCUGCAAGAGCCAAUACUAGAAUCAUGAAGCUUCAAAAUAGUUUAAGGCAGGUACAAUACCAAAUGAAAAUGUUUUCUGAAGAAUCAUUAACAGAUAUAGUUGAAAAAUCUGGUAUUUCACAAAUCCAAUCAGAUUUAUUAUGUGAAAUAUUUGCAGCUGCAAAACUGAAAAAUAAUAAAAGUCAACGUUACUCAGAAAAUUGGAUGCUCUUAUGCCCAUUAUUUCAAAUUCGGUAA